Messenger RNA from Parastagonospora nodorum SN15, 3023 nucleotides. RefSeq lists its product as hypothetical. The record is from RefSeq and is a predicted model, not a curated record. The transcript has 3 exons. Bases 1 to 2784 code for a protein of 927 amino acids. NCBI's taxonomy places the organism in Eukaryota, Fungi, Ascomycota, Dothideomycetes, Pleosporales, Phaeosphaeriaceae.
AUGGCUUCCCCACUCCCGCCGUCGGCAGCUGGUACACCACGAGCAGCCUCGCCGCUACACUCCGACGACGCCGCGCAUUCUCUCUCGACCUCGCUCCCUCCGCACGACGAUGGACACACCAUGGCGACACCAAUCGAAGCAGACGGAGCGCGGAAGACGGGUGUGGCUGCGAAUGUCGUGACCGCGUCUGCAUCCGACGACGACGUCAACAGAGCACCAAAAGGGAAGGAGAAGGUCGCAAAGGGCCCGCUGAGACUGCUGGACCUGCCCGUGGAUAUCCUGAAGGAGAUGAUACACCAGCUCCCCCAUACCAACGACCUCACGUCCCUCUCGCUCUGCCACUCGGCUCUGCACCGGCUCACGAUACCAUGCAUCUACUCGCGCUUCGACAUCGUAUGGCCAGACGAGAGCACGCACACGGAGCCGCGGUCCGGCGUGGAUGCGCUCACGUACGGCCUGGCCACGCUGGUCAUGGGCGACGACUGCUUCCCCCACCAGAACCGGCUGCGGCAGCAAGGGAACAGCCCAGGUGCACUCGUCAGGCCCGCAGCGACGCCAUAUCCCGUCCAACCGCGACGAUUUGGCAACUACUACGGGCAGUUCACCAAGAAGUUCUCCCUCGGCAACGGCCCGCAGGCGUGGGUGCAGGAGUACAUGAUCACCAAGGAGGGCGGAAAGAUGCUUGGUACGCUGGUCGCGCUUGCCAUUGCGCGCAUGAUCAACCUCGAGACUUUUGUAUGGGACAUGCCGACAGGCGUGUUGCGGGACGUGUGGCUUGCGCUCUCCAGCCUCGCCCAUCGGAGUGACGGUGAAGAUUGCCGGCUGGAACGACUGUGGAUCCGAUGGCACGACAACACCAUCGACUCGCCCAUGCCACCGCCUGCGCCGCCGAUGAUUCUCAACAACGUCGGCGUUCCUCCACCUCCUGGCACUACACAUCCGAGCGGUCUCGGGACGGUCCAGUCGCCAGCCGUCGCGCCUCAGCCGUACCUACCGAGCAACGUCUCUGCCCUGGAUCGCGUUGAGCACCCUACCUUCUCUGCCAUACCCGCACUCAAGAGCCUGAGCGUUCUCGACAUCGACGAACUGCCAUACUUGGAGGAGAUGAGCAUACUCAUUGCAAGGUCGCAGAAGAAGUUGCGCGAACUUCGUGUCGGUAUUGCUCCACAUGCGCAGCAACGGGACUGGGUCACGGUGUGGGAAGGCGAUGGCUUGCAACAAGUCGACUACAGUGUAAACACGACAGCCGCCAGUACGCUCGGCGAGAAGAGACUGGGUGGUGUGCUCGGGAUCUUGGUCGGCCGAGUGCACAAUAUGCGCCAUUCCGAGGACUCACAACCACUCAAAGCGCCUGCAGCCACAUCUACUGAGCGACCGGUCGAGGCGACGCCAACCAAAACAACGACAUCAAACAUACUGCCAUCCAUAGCCAGCCUGUCGAUGCAGGAUCGCGAAGCCGAGCAGGACGUAGAUCAUUUCGGAAAUCCCAUGGAAGAGUCCGAGAUAGUCGAGGAACAGGACCCGGUCGACGACGACAUAGCAGCUGAAGUUGAACAGGUCACAGCACCUCUACUAGCUAAUCCCGUUCGGACCCCACUGAAACCAGUUGCUGAUUCGACCGCUCAAGAGGCGUCCGCUGGUACUAAGAACAGUUCCGAAGACCCGCCAGAGGAGCUCCUGAACGGCAAGCUGAAGUUGGAAGUCUUGGAGCUCGAACGUGUACCGUUGUCAGUGGCUGUUCUGCGGAGAGCAUUCGACUGGUCGAUAUUGUCGACUCUGACACUGCUUCAUUGCAGCAACCAUGAGCAGCUGUGGAAGGUCCUCCGACGACAAUACACUCCUCGCUCUUCUUUCCCUGGAUCACCGUCACCGUCAAAAGCUUACAAAGCAUCAUACACACUACGAUCUGAGUACCAGCUGAACCUCAAGCGGAUACAUACGAACACAGUUUCGCCGGCUUUGAUCUCAUUCUUGAAAGAAACUUUGGCUCCAAACAGUCUCGAGGUGCUCUUCCUCCAAGAGAGUCGUUCAUAUUCGUCUACUGUAACAGUGGAUGCGAUAUAUCGAGGACCGAUGCGAAGACAUAGAGCGAGCUUGAAGAAGCUGAUGAUCGACAGUGGUGAGAAGGGGCCUGAUGGACACACAAACACCAGCUCGAGGUGGCGUCGAUGGAUGCUCAACCGCGAGAUACUCACAUUCAUCACAAGUGGACGCAUGAGUAGUUUGCGAGAGCUUGCAGUGUCCAUCGACUACAAGGACUGGCACCACUUCCUGCAGCGCCUUCCAUACAUACCGCAUAUCCGUUCACUCUACAUCCCCUUCAUCGCGGAUCAUGCACACGGCAGCAACAUUGACCCGCGCGAACUAGCCUACCAGAUCCUCGACAUUGUGCAUCUGCGCCCGGAAAUUGAGCUAUGUUACAUGGGUCUAUCAUCUAAAUGUUUCGAGAUUCUAGAGAACAGGCCAUCGAAUUACGAUCUCCGGCAUGAUGGUAUGCACGCUGAUGGCAGCGGUUCGGGUUAUACUGUGCAGGAUCCAAUGAUGUCUGAUGACGAGAGCGAAGCCACGGAAGAUGAAGAUGAUGACGAUGCGGACGACAGCGCAGUUGCUCCUACUGGAGACGAAACGGAGAGCGAAGCAAGCGAUGACAACGACGUCGAGAGCGACAACGAGUCGUUCAUACAUGAGUCGCACAAGGGCCCGAAGCUGCGCGUACGAGAGAUUUUGUUUUACGAAGAGCGCGUCGAGGCGUUCAGGCGACGACAUGGCGUUCUCAGGCCAUGAUGACGGCGCGUAUAUAUGCUGGAAAUUCAAGGGCAUCAAAUGGGACCAGGGACAGGCGGACUAUUGGCGUUUUUAUCAGGGAUAUCCUUCUGCCGAAUGGGCAUGACUUGGGACAGGCAUGGUGUUGAGGGAUGUCCAGAGAUCGGAUUCGUAUUUUAUGUAGUAUUAUAUUAGGAAUGAACGCUGCGUGGUUGCAGGUAUCAAUGGAAACGUUUAUAGAGUAAGCAGGUACUUUUCAC